UUGAAACUUAUGAGGACGAAAAGUUGGCUAUGUACAAAAUCUGUCGACCGGCAUCAACUGGUGUAGCAAAAUUUCCACAAACAAGACAAAUAACAUCUCUAUUAAAUACAGUAAGGUUUAUUCUUAAAUCACACACACACGCUAGGCUUGUGCUAUAGUCAUUGCUAAAGCCUUGAAGUGAGUUGAUAUCAUGGCAGUUGAGAAGGCUGGAAUUGCAAAAGAUGUUACGGAAUUGAUUGGCAAAACCCCAUUAGUAUAUCUGAAUAAAAUCACGGAUGAUUCUGUUGCUCGGGUUGCUGCCAAACUGGAAUUGAUGGAACCAUGCUCUAGUGUAAAAGACAGGAUUGCCUAUAGUAUGAUUACUGAUGCAGAGGAGAAGGGACUUAUCACACCUGGACAGAGUGUCCUCAUUGAGCCAACAAGUGGUAAUACUGGCAUUGGAUUAGCAUUCCUGGCAGCAGCCAAGGGUUACAAGCUCAUAAUUACAAUGCCUGCUUCAAUGAGUCUUGAAAGAAGAAUCAUUCUUCUGUCUUUUGGAGCUGAGUUGGUUCUCACAGAUCCAGCAAAGGGAAUAAAUGGGGCACUUCAGAAAGCUGAAGAGAUAUUAGCUAAGACUCCCAAUGCCUAUAUACUUCAGCAAUUUGAAAACCCUUCCAAUCCUAAGGUACAUUAUGAAACAACUGGUCCAGAGAUAUGGGAGGGCACAGGAGGGAAAGUUGAUGCACUUGUUAGUGGUAUAGGUACAGGUGGUACCAUAACGGGUGCAGGGAAAUUUCUUAAAGAGCAGAAUCCUAAUAUAAAGCUGUAUGGUGUGGAACCAGUUGAAAGUGCAGUACUCUCUGGAGGAAAACCUGGUCCACACAAGAUUCAAGGGAUUGGUGCUGGUUUUGUCCCUGGAGUAUUGGAAGUUAGCCUUUUAGAUGAAGUAGUUCAAAUAUCAAGUGAUGAAGCAAUAGAAACUGCAAAGCUUCUUGCACUUAAAGAAGGACUAUUUGUUGGAAUUUCAUCUGGAGCAGCAGCUGCAGCUGCCAUUAAGAUAGCAAAAAGACCAGAAAAUGCUGGAAAGCUUAUUGUCGUUAUUUUUCCAAGCUUUGGUGAGAGGUACCUGUCCACUGUGCUGUUUGACUCAGUCAGACAUGAAGCUGAAAGCCUGACUUUUGAAUCCUGAAUUCCACUUGAAGGCUCUAAGCUACAUCAUUACUGAUUUCAGGUGCUGUAUUUUAACUGGGAAACCAGUGAUCCUUGUAAUAAAGUUUGUGAUUCUCAAAUAAACAUUACAUCAAAAGAAAAGAAAGGAAAAACUCUCAAAUUAACAUUAAA
Molecule: messenger RNA, 1320 nt
Organism: Cajanus cajan (pigeon pea)
Lineage: Eukaryota; Viridiplantae; Streptophyta; Magnoliopsida; Fabales; Fabaceae
Product: cysteine synthase
Molecular function (GO): cysteine synthase activity
Source: RefSeq, a predicted model, not a curated record